Molecule: messenger RNA, 9306 nt
Organism: Rubroshorea leprosula
Lineage: Eukaryota; Viridiplantae; Streptophyta; Magnoliopsida; Malvales; Dipterocarpaceae
Source: the annotation of a GenBank genome assembly
GCCACCCUCUAUUUCAAAUCUCAACCUAAUCUCCACCCUCCAUCUUCCCCAUCCCCCAAUCUAAAAUUUCAAAAACCCCCCAAAGCAAAACCCUUUAAAAAAAUUCUUCCACAGAGAGACGAGAAAAGAUAGAUCCUUUAAGAAGAUUAUGGCUUCUUCUUCAAUCAAGAUCUGCUUUUUCUCAGCUAUUUUUUCUUUUUGAAAGGGUGAUGAAGCCAUAGUUACAGUAAGAACAGCUAACUUCAGCUCUCUUUCUCUGGAAAAACAAUUGCCGGGAAUCGAUUUCGCAUUCUGUUCUUCAAUUCCACUUUCAGGUAAAAAAGUUUGUAUUUUCAAUACAGUCAAUAGGUUUAAUUGCUUUCCUGUUAUUUGGGUAUUCUUUGGACUAGCGAAGCAUUUUCUGGGUACUGAUUUUUUUUUUUUUUUGGGCGGGGGGGUGUUUCUUUGUUAGAAUGUUGCGAGAUUUCAAAUUCUUGCGCGGGAAUUCGGGGAGGAAUGAGGAGAUUGAGAACGUCCCUGUAAACCCCAGAGACUCACUGGGGUCGCAAGCCAGCUACGACUCAUUAAAUCGAGCUCCUCUUAACACCAUUCAGGAACCUACGCCUAACCCUAAACCAGAACUUGAGUCGAGUUUUCGGAGUCGAAUAGACAGGACGCCGACUAAGCCCAAACACAGAAACCCUGAUUCCACGUUGCCUCUUAGGACACCUGAGAGACAUGGGGGUUUGUCUAAGCAACGGUUUGGUUGGGCUCAGAGAAAUGAUAACAGUGAUGAUGUGAGGAUUGAUGCAAGAAAUGGAGGUUUGGUAAAUAUGACACCUAGGGUUAGUAGGGGAGUGGGGAGAGCUAAUUCUUGUUAUUCUGAGAGUAAUUCGACUCAGAGUACGCCAACAAAGAGUGUCAGUAAGCCUCCAACUACAGGUUAUAAGAGCAAGAUUGAUGGGAAUGGAGGCAUGCGUGUGGGGAAUUUUGCGGCAUUGUAUAGAGGAAUGCCCAGCUCUUGCAGUCCAGCUACUGUUGUUAAUACGGUUGAAGUGCCUCACUUUGAUCUUAAGGAGGACCCUUCGUUUUGGAUGGAUCACAAUGUACAGGUCCUAAUACGUGUCCGUCCUCUCAAUAGUAUGGAGAAGAGUAUGCAUGGUUAUAAUAGGUGCUUAAGGCAGGAAAGUGCUCAAAGCAUCACUUGGAUUGGGCAACCAGAAACUAGAUUCACAUUUGAUCAUGUGGCUUGUGAAACAGUUGAUCAGGAAAUACUUUUUAGGAUGGCUGGUCUACCAAUGGUGGAGAAUUGCUUGUCUGGCUAUAAUAGCUGUAUGUUUGCCUAUGGUCAGACAGGAAGCGGUAAGACAUAUACAAUGCUUGGUGAAAUCGAUGAUUUGGAAGUCAAACCAAGUCCACACCGGGGAAUGACUCCACGAAUAUUUGAGUUCUUAUUUGCAAGGAUUCAAGCUGAAGAGGAAAUCCGUAGGGAUGAGAAGCUAAAAUACAAUUGCAAGUGCUCUUUCCUAGAAAUCUAUAAUGAACAAAUAACAGACCUUCUUGAUCCCUCUUCUAACAAUUUGCUUCUUAGGGAGGAUAUUAAGAAAGGAGUUUAUGUGGAAAAUCUGUCCGAAUUUGAAGUUCAGACGGUGAAUGAUAUUUUGAAGCUCUUAGCUCAGGGUUCUUUAAAUAGGAAAGUUGCAGCAACACACAUGAAUAGAGAGAGCAGCCGUUCUCAUAGUGUCUUCACAUGUGUAAUUGAGAGUAGAUGGGAAAAAGAUUCCACAACAAAUCUAAGGUUUGCCAGAUUAAACCUUGUUGAUCUUGCUGGUUCAGAAAGGCAAAAAACUUCAGGUGCUGAGGGUGAGCGUUUAAAGGAAGCUGCUAACAUUAACAAAUCCCUGUCAACACUAGGUCAUGUAAUAAUGAUUCUUGUGGAUGUGGCACAUGGGAAGCCAAGGCAUGUUCCAUAUAGAGACUCAAAGCUCACCUUUCUUCUUCAGGACUCUCUUGGGGGAAAUUCUAAAACAAUGAUAAUUGCUAAUGUCAGCCCUUCUAUCUGCUGUGCUGCUGAAACUCUGAACACUCUAAAGUUUGCCCAACGAGCAAAAUUGAUUCAGAACAAUGCUGUGGUGAAUGAAGACUCAACAGGGGAUGUUAUUGCACUACAACACCAGAUACGACUUCUAAAGGAGGAGCUUUCUGCACUCAAACGCCAGAAUGUGUCGAGGUCUUUGUCUUUUUGUUCAACAGAUUUUAAUGCAGCACAUGUACAAGAAGUUGCUAGCAAUGAUAACAAAUAUGAAAUGGAUCAAGGACAGGUUGAUGAUGUGCUUGGAUAUGAAUCCAAAGGCACUGUGAGAAUGUCUACCAAACAGUUGAAGUGUUUGGAGACCACACUUGCUGGUGCUUUGAGAAGGGAGCAGAUGGCAGAAACUUCUAUCAAGAUCCUUGAAGCAGAAAUUGAAAAAUUAAACUGUUUGGUUCGUCAAAGAGAAGAAGACACAAGGAGCACUAAAAUGAUGCUCAGGUUUCGAGAAGACAAAAUUCAAAGAAUGGAGUCACUUGCUCGUGGCUCAUUGCCUGUUGAUUCUUUUUUAAUGGAAGAGAAUAGAGUGCUCUCUGAAGAGGUUCAAUUGCUCCAAGCUAAAGUUGAUAAAAAUCCAGAAGUAACUCGCUUUGCUUUGGAGAAUAUAAGGCUCUUAGAUCAACUCAGAAGAUAUCAAGAAUUCUAUGAAGAAGGGGAGAGAGAGAUACUCCUGGAUGAAGUAUCUGCAUUGCGGGAUCAGGUGCUUCAUCUUCUUGAUGCAAACUCCAAGCAGCAUGGCCAUGCGAACAUGAGUAUGCAAUCACAGGACUGCAUGAGCAAAGAAAAGGACACUCUGCACUUUGAGUUGCAAAACACUUACAACGAGUUAGAAGAAUGCAGGCACAACCUUAAUUCUUGUUUGGAGGACAAUGCAAAGCUUCAUAGAGAAAUAAAUGAUUUACGUACCAUGUUGAAUGAUCUCAAUUCUGCUUACAAUGAUCAAGAUUACAAUUCCAAAACCAUUAAGGAUUCUAGUAAAAAUGAGGACCUGGAGAAGAUAGAUGUUCAUCAAGACAUGAAAAAUGCUGAACAGAUUAUGGAUUUGCAGCUGGAAUUGGAUAUACUAAAGAUUAUUCUCCAAGAAGAGAGAUCAUCUUAUUGUCGAGUAGAGGAAAGAGCAAAGUGCAUGACUAGAGAUCUUGAACUGGCAGAAGAAAAGCUGUUGGUCAUGAGCAAGCAAUUUGAAGACAUAAACAACGAAUUGAGAGAAGCAAAGGCUGUGAUUGAAGCACUUGAAUCACAACAAAUUUUGUCAAUCAAUGAGAUGAAGGACCUGAAGAAAAGCAACAGUCAUUAUGUAAAGCUUUUGAGGGAACAGCAGCAUGAAAACAUUGCCUUGAAGAAACAGCUUGCUAGAAAGGAGGUAAGAGAUCUUUCACCAUCUGAAUGUUCUGAGAGCCAGGAGUCCAGAUUACAGCUGAAAUUCAAGUGGUUACAAGACUCCCUUGAUAAGGCCAAGAGAAUGAAUGAAUGGUACCAAGAUGAUCGUGCUUUCCAGGCAACUAAUGCAGAUGAAAUGGAUGCAAUUCGAAGGCAGGCUGAAGCUGAAACUGUUGAGGUGAUUGUCUCCAUGCAGGAAGAACUUGCUGCUCUUCAGCAGGAAGUUGAAGCUUGUCAUUUAAGAGAGAUGGAGGCUAAAAUGGGCACAACAAUUUUGGAAACUGAGUUGAAGGAGUUGCAAAAAAAAGUCCACCUCUUGAGUGAAGAUAAUAGAAAGUUACAUGAAAGGGUUGAAGAGAAGGAUGUGGAACUAAGAGUAUUAUCAGAGGAGUGGGUCACGCUGGCUUCAGAAAUUGAAAAUAUUCUGACUGAUGGCCAAGAGGAACUCAUUGAUGCCACUGAUCAACUAGAACUUAUUUCUAGUUGUUUCUCACAGAAAAGAAUUUGGAUAUCUGAUCAAGUUAGCCGGUUGAUUGGAAUCAUCUCUGAAAAGGAAUCAUUGAUUGAAGAACUUGGUAGGUGCCUAGAGGAUGCAAAUGAGAAAAGAAGUAAUCUGGAGUGCAUGCUGAAGUCUUUGAGAGGUGCUGCACUGGUCAUUAAUGAAGCACAUCAACAGGAGUGCAAUGAAAAGGAGAAAGAAAUUCUUUUAUUGAAGUCACAGCUGAGUGUUAAAACAUCUGCUAUAGUAAAGCUGGAGGAUAGAAUGCAGAUUGCAGAGGAUGACAUUAAAAAGGCAUCAGUUUGUGCAACUGUUGCUUUUAUUAUUGUGAAUAGAUUGUCAGAAACAAAUCUUGGCCGUCUCAAUGCAUUGGAGGUUAAGGAUGCCCAGCUCAGAGAAUCAGCAGAUAUAAUAUUGAGGAAGGAUGCUCUUCUUAAGGAUCAAGCUGCUGCAAUUGAAGUAGCAGAAAAACAGAUAUACUCUCUGAGAGGUGAACUAGCAGAGUAUGAGGAAAGCUAUGCUGAACUUGGGCAGAGGCUUUUACAAGAGGAACAACGUGCUUCCAUUAUGAACCAAAGGCUUAAGGAUAUUGAAGAGAAUGGAAUUUUGGAGACAGAGGAGAAACUUAAUGAGCUGAAAACCGGUUUAUCCACACUCAGGUCAUGCAUGAGCAAGUAUGCACAGAAAGAUGGAAGUUCAAAAAGAAAUACUAUGGGAAUUUGUAGCCCUGUAGAUGGAAAUGACGAAAAACAGUCAAAUGAUGAGUCAAAUCAAGAUGAUAUGGAUUUAGAUUCAGAUCAGGAGUUGAGGACUGAUAACUCUAAGUGCUCCUCUGAAGUGGAUAAGAAUUUGGGCGGAUAUUCAGGAAGUCAGACGUCUGUUGAGUCCGGGAAGUCUUUGAAGAAUGUGUUCGAUAGAGAUGUUACUGUCAUUCUUCUGAAAAAGGAAAUCGAAUCUGCUCUUCAAAGUUUAAAUGAAGUUCAAACUGAGAUGGCCAAACUAUAUCAUGAGAAAGAAGAGAUUUGGAUGUCCAACAGACGAGAAGUGGAAAGCAUGGAGCACAUCAGAACUCAGGUUCUUGCCCUGCAAGCAGCUAUGUCAAACUUUGAACAUCAAUUGGGGCUCAAGAUGGAAGCCGUUAAUGAUAAGCUAAAAUCAUUUGAGCAAACCGUGCAAGAAUCUGAGACUCAUUGGUGCCAAACAAAAGAGUUUCUUGAACUUGAAAUUGGUGAAGCAAGGACAAUUGCAGUACAGAGGGGUGCAGAGUCUUCUUGUAUUCUUGCUAAAUUUGAGGAGGCACAAGACACCAUGAAGGAGGCAGAUAUUUUGAUCAAUGGGCUCAUGAUAUCUAAUGAAAAAAUGAAGCUUGAAAUUGAAAGGUUGAAGGGAAAGGCAUGUACACUAGAAAAUGAGAGGGAUGCACUAACUGAUCAGGUUCAGUACUUGCAAUCCAUGAAUACUCUGAAGGAUCAACAACUUGAAAACCUUGAACAGCAAUUUGCCUCGAAUUUAACAGAAACAAGGGAUCUCGUUGCUGAGCUGGAGGGCUUCCUUGGACAGGUGCAGAUUGCUUUCAAUGAAAAGUUAAUGACUAUAGCUUCUGAUAGCCAUUGCAUUAAAUCUCUGCUUUUGGACUCAACAAAGUUAGUGCAAUCACGGCUUGAGGAUGUCUGGUCCGACAUAAUCGUAAAGGACUGUGCUCUAUCGGUGUUACACCUCUGUCAUAUUGGAAUUUUGCUGGAAACAGUUACAGGGCUGAAUGUUGAGAAUGGUUUUCUUCAGCAUGGCCUGAGUGAAUCUAAUGCUGUCAUAGCAGAUCUGAGGGAGCACAACUUGAAGUCAAGAAAAGAGCUUCAAAUAUGUAGAGCUCUUAAGGGCAAACUUCUGACUGACAUCAAGAACAGCUUUGAUCGAAUCUCCAGGAAGGAAGAAGAAACUGGUGAGCUUAGCAUUAAGUUAAUCACGUUUGACAAAAAGAUAUCUGAUUUACAGCUUCAAGAAGAAGUGAUGCUGCAAAGGUCUAAUGACAUUGGAUCUCAGCUUGCCAUUCUAAUGAAGGAGUUGAAUCUGAGUAAGGAAAACUUUGUAGCAUCCCUUUUAGAUCAAGAGAAACUGCUCAAAGAGAAAGAGGAGCUUCUGCAAUCUCAGACUGAGACUUCUGUGAUAGACUUGUGCUCAAAAGACAUUGAGUCCCUUAUUCUGACAUCAGAGUUAGGAGAAAUGGCUGUCUGCUUAGCUGAUACCAAAAUGGAGCUUAUCAGUGCUGAUACCAUCCUUGAUAAUCUAAAGAGAGAAACAAUUUUUUCCAAAGUAGAUGCAGUUUUGAAAGAACAGCUUUUGCUUGACAGGGAAGUUGAAAUUGCUUUUCUACAGGAAAAAAAUGAAGAAGCAGCAAGUGAGAUAAGAAAGUUGAAGACAGAAAAUAGCUUAUUUCUUCACGAUUUAGAGGAAAAAAAGUCUGAGCUUGAAUCAUGUUUAAACUGCAUCACUACUUCAAAUAUGGAAACUGAGAACCUGCAGGACAAGGUUUUAUCCUUGGAGAUUUGUGUCAAUAGUCUACAGGGUGAUUUAGAGAAGAAGAAUGUUGAACUAAAUGACCUCCAACAUUCUCAUUGUGUAGUCAUGAAUGAUUUAUGUUCCAAAAGCCAGAAUUUGCAAAUUUUUGUUGAUCGAGUGAAUGCUUUGAAGGAAGAAAAUGUUCUUCUAAGAAAAGAACUUCGACAUAGUCAGAAAAUCCUGCAUGAAGCAUACAACAGAUCAAGCUUGAGCACUUUGAACUGUGUUGAUUCUGUGGAUGCAAUGAUGGGUGACAAAUUAUUUGCAGAUGGUUUUCUGCUUUUAGACAAGAUGUUAAGGGAGAUGCAUGAAGGAGAAGAGAGGAUGUCUAAAUUCAUAGAAGAGUUUGACUACUUAGAGUGUCAGGCUAAAGAACUUGUUUCUGAGAAUGUGACUCUCCAGAUUGAGUUAUCAAGGAAGGAUGACAUUCUAAAAGGACUAUUAUUUGAUCUGAGCCUCUUGCAAGAGUCUGCUUCUAAUACUAAAGAUCAAAAAGAUGAGAUUGAGGCAUUAGAAGAUGAGCUUGCAGUGAAAUCAGGUGAACUGGAACAGGCUGUUACAUAUGGGCAAAUGCUUGAGACUCAGUUGCAGGAGAAGAUAGACAUUAUCUCCGAUCUUCAUCUGCACAUUUCAAAGGAACAUGAGUUAAAAGCUGAGAUUGAACAGGCCUUGGCAGCAAAAUCUUCUUUUGAGGAGGAGUUAAAAGAGAGAAAUAAUAUGGCUGAGAGCUUGGAGAUGCGGCUCUCAGAAAUGGAAAAUGCCCUUAGCCACAUGAAUGAUACAAAUGAAUCCUUGAGAGGCAAUAUGAAUGAGAUUGAAAGUGAGAGAGAUCAAUUCCAUGAGGAGGUCAUUAGUUUGGAAGAAAAGCUCAGAAAGAUGGAGUUCGAUGUUAGAGAAAAAGAAGCUUUGACCAUGGAAGCUUUACAGAUGGCUGAAUCAAGAAAGAUCCAUGCUGAAGCCAAGGAAGCAGAGGUGAAAUUGUUAGAGAGGUCUGUUGAAGAGCUAGAAUGUACUAUAAAUGUACUGGAAAACAAGGUUGACAUUAUCAAAGGAGAAGCUGAACGUCAGCGGUUGCAGAGGGAGGAGCUGGAGUUGGAGCUUAAUUCUGUGAAACAGCAAAUGCAGAGUAUUAGAAAUGCUGAUUCAGACAUGAAAAGGCUUUUACAUGAGAAGGAGAAAGAUCUUCAAGAAGCCCUAGAGCAAAUAAUAAUUCUUGAAAAGAACAUAGCUGAUAAAGAUGCUGAGAUUGCCCAAUGCAAAACACAUUUAUCAGAACUAAAUCUGCAUGCGGAAGCUCAGGCUAACGAGUACAAGCAGAAGUUCAGGGCAUUGGAAGCCAUGGCUCAACAAGUUAAACCAGAAUGUCACCAUAUCUCAAGUAAUUCAUCAAACAACUCAGAGAAAAAUGCUGUCAAGAGUAGGGGCUCUAGUUCCCCAUUCAAGAGUAGGGGCUCUAGUUCCCCAUUCAAGAGUAGAGGUUCUGGUUCCCCUUUCAAAUGCAUUGGCUUGGGCUUGGCACAGCAAAUGAAAUCUGAGAAGGAUGAGGAUCUUUCUGCUGCAAGGAUGCGCAUUGAAGAGUUAGAAUCCUUAGCAGUAAGUCGACAGAAAGAGAUAUUUGCACUGAAUGCCAGACUAGCAGCUGCUGAAAGCAUGACCCAUGAUGUCAUUCGAGAUUUAUUGGGGGUCAAAUUUGAUAUGAACAAAUAUGUGUCACUGUUGAAUAGUCAGAAAGUGCCGAAGAUGAUAGAGGAAGUUGCCCUUAACAGUUUAGAAUCCCAAGUAAAGGAGGAGGAGUUUGUCAAGCUGAAGCAGCAACUCAAUGAGUUUAUUGAGGAGAGGCAAGGAUGGCUAGAGGAAAUUGAUCGGAAACAGGCUGAGCUUGUAGCUGCACAAGUAGCAUUGGAAAAGCUUCGCCAGCGAGAUCAGUUGUUUAAAACUGAAAAUGAAAUGUUGAAGAUGGAGAAUAUAAAUUAUAAGAAAAAAGCGGUGGAACUUGAGGAAGAAGUAAAGAAGCUGUCUGGCCAGCAAAACCUUCAGCAGCGCAUUCAUCAUCAUGCCAAAAUAAAGGAGGAAAAUAACAUUCUAAAAAUCCAGAAUGAAGACCUUAGUGCUAGACUACGGCGUACAGAGGUCAUACUUUCUCAUGUUAGGGAAGAGCUUACUAAUUAUCGUGCUUCCAUUGGUAAAAAUCCUAAUAUUGAUUUUGAUGGGGAGCAACAGUUGAAGUAUAAACUGAAGGAAGCCGAGGAUGACAGAAUCCAAUUAGCACAGAGAUUAUUAAGCUUAUGUACCAGCAUUUUAAAGGUAGCUGGAAUAACAAAACCUGUUUCUGAAAUAUCCCCUGAUGAUGCUGAAGAAGCACUUGAUCAUGUCAAGAAUAAACUCACCUCCCUUGAAAGAGAAUUGCAAAACUUGACCCUCAAGAGUAGAACUACAAGUGAAAGAAACCGGUUGUCAGGACUAAUGCCACAAUCUCCACCAAGAAGCACUAGAACAGAAGAGAACUGUCAAUCCCCUAGACGGUCAUCCCAAACUCCAUUUCUUUCUACUCUAGAUCGAUAGAACGCUCCUGGGAUGAAGGGCAAUACAGAGUUAGUAUUUUUGCUAACAAUCAUCACACAUACAAAUUGUUUGUGAAUUUUUCUCAUCAUUCUGUUUGCUGUCUGGCAAUUUGAGCUGUAUAUUUGUGAGCAUAAAUCAAAUGUAAAUAUUCUUCAAUGGAAAUAUGUAUGUUAUAUGUUCUCCAUUUUGUACCCUGAUUGUACAAAUAUUUUUUUACCUGAAAUACAAAUUAAAGUUGUUA